AAUUCCGUUAUUAAUGAAAUGACAAUAAAGCAUAUUCUAUUCUACUCUAUUCUAAAUAAUAAGUUUUAAUAUUUUUUGAUGUUCUUGACAUUUAAUUUCCGGCUCCUAAACUUGCUCACAAGCCCAUAAAACGACGUUUAGCAACGAAAAAAAUUAUAAAAUGAUACAAAAUUUCCAAAUCAGUAACUCAAUGGAUCACGUGACUCAGUGACGUUUCAAUUCCAAACAGAUGUAAGACGAACUGUAACAAAUCCUUCUGCCUUCAAAAUUAAAGCUGGCAGCAUCACUUUAAAAUACUCAGACUGUAUCUAACAAGUAAGGCAGCAAACAAAGAGUGCAUUAUUUUCCCCAGCAAUGUAAUAUGGACAAAUUGAACUAUUAGCUGUCUGUAGCUUCAUAACUCGAUGUUUUGUCGCUGAAAAUAAACACAGACGUUGUUUUAUUAUGGAGAUGGCAACAGGAAGCGCAGUGUGACAGUGGACGGUGACCAGCGGCAGCAGAGCACUGGACUCUCUGACUGUAAACACUUCAGGCCCGGUUUGUCGCCACAAACCCGGGAUGGCCCUGUGCUGAUGCGGACCGUAGGCUUAGUGCCGCUGUCGUCCCGCCGUGCCUUCGUGAGUCCUGACGGGCAGAGAGCCGCCGUCAUGGCCGCAGCGUCGCCCCGCUGCACAUCUGUCAGACUCCCCGCUCUGACCGCUGUGGUCCUGCUCCUCAUGUCGGCGACCACCGUGCAGUCCUCUCAAGGCGACAAGGAGCCGGUUUACCGAGACUGUGUGAAGCAGUGUGUCCGGACUAACUGCACCGGGGCUCGGCUGCGCGGCUUCCAGUCCGCCCAACCGCAGUACAUGGCGCUGACAGGUUGGACCUGCCGUGAUGACUGUCGCUAUCAGUGCAUGUGGACCACUGUGGGCCUUUACCAGGCUGAGGGGUACAGCGUCCCACAGUUCCAUGGCAAGUGGCCAUUUGCGCGUUUCCUGUGUUUCGAGGAGCCGGCUUCUGCGCUGGCCUCUCUGCUAAAUGGCCUGGCUUGCCUUCUCAUGCUGUUGCGCUAUCGGAGCACGGUGCCACGCCAGAGCCCCAUGUACCACACCAUCAACGCCUUCUCUCUGGUUUCUCUCAAUGCCUGGUUGUGGUCCACAGUGUUUCACACCCGGGACACCUAUCUCACUGAGAAAAUGGACUAUUUCUGUGCGACAGCAGUCAUUCUUUACUCAAUCUACCUGUGUUGUGUCAGGACUUUGGGUCUGAGGCGACCUGGGGUGUCCAGCAUGGUGGGAGUCCUGCUCAUCUUGGCCUUUACCUCGCACGUGUCAUACUUGACCUUUGUCAGUUUUGACUACGGCUACAACAUGGCUGCCAAUGCCACCAUCGGCAUGGUGAACCUCCUGUGGUGGCUGUGUUGGUGCUGGCAGAACCGGAGGACUCUGCCCUACUGGUGGAAGUGUGGCCUGGUGGUGCUGCUGCUUCACGGUCUGGCCCUGCUGGAGCUGCUGGACUUCCCUCCGCUGCUCUGGGUCUUAGAUGCUCACGCUGUUUGGCACCUCAGCACCAUCCCAGUGCACUUCCUUUUCUACAGUUUCCUGAUAGACGACAGCCUCUACUUACUAAACACAGAGAAGAUGGGUGUGAAAGUGGAGUAGCAGGAGCUCAUCGCCUCUUCACCAAGCCUACACCUGUGCACCUCUCCGAUCAGGGCAGCCGGACACCCGACCACGGAAGUAGCUCAGCCUCCCAGAUGACAUGCAUGACACACCACUAUGACUUUCAUCAGAGUAGACUUUGUUUACAUUUUUCUUUUUUUUUUUUUAAUUUUGUUGUAUUUAUUUGGGGGGAUAAUUUCUCUCUUUAAAAAAAAAUAAUGUCAUGGUUGAUGCUUGCUCUACUCAGCCUCGUACUGACUCACAUGUGUGCUACCGUUCUGUUGCUGUUCAUCACAACCGCAAGGCAAAAUGAAGGAACAAAAGUUUCGCUUUCCACCCAGCUUUUGACUUCCAGCUGUGAUCAGAGUCGUGUCCUGUUCCUCGAGGCUCGUACGCAUCUGAAAUUGACUCCCCGAAACCCGUAAUUUGACUUUUCUCACCAGCCUCAUGGACGUCCAACAAGGCUUAGCUGCGCACGAAUAGCACUUUGCCGCGGCUGACAAUAGAUGGCACCAAAUCCUCGGCCAGGCCGUCGUAACUCUACCCGGUGUGGUUCAACAUGUGUCAUCUGUGCCAAAAGUGGACUGGCAGACACAGAGAGGUGCCCCCUGUGAAGAGGCCUGCCAGCUGAUUGUUCUAGAGAGAAAGGGGGAAGGGGGGUUUAUGCUGGAGGCCAUUCUAGCUGACUGGGUUUUUUUUUUUCUCUUUUCUCACCAUCACACCUUUACUUUUUGUGCCUCUCGUUUCCACUGCUGCUUUUGUCUGUGAUUCUUCGUUAUCAUUCUGUUUGCUUUUAUUUUCAUUUCAAUCAUCUGCCUUAGUUGUUUUUAAUAAUUUGUCGUUGACCAAUUUUGUGCAUUAAUCUGACUUUGGUUACUUGAUUUUGAAUUUUGGUAGGAAAUGCCUGAUGAUCAUACGGUUGGAAAUGUUAUUUUUAAUCACCUGGAUUGCCUUUUAGUGUGAGGAAUGAAUGCGGUAGGGAGGAUAAGCAAUGCAACAAGAAGAUGCAGCAGUCAGGGUGUCUUUUGUUUUGGUUUUUUACAUCAAGUUUCUAAUGAAUUUUGCGGUUAGAUUAGGGGGUGUGAGUGAGUGAGUGUGUGUGUUCUGGUGUUAGUUUUCUGCACAUUAUUUUCAAUUUGGUUGCAUUUCUUGCUGCAGUAUUCCCCAAAAUCACACACACACACACUACACCAGCUGCUUUAAAGAAAACCGCUCCAUCAUGUAAAUUAUUCAUUUCCCUCCAUGUCGGCCUUUCACACCACAUGAGCUUGUUUUUAAUUAUUUUGUAUCAAAUCGUUAUUAUUUUUUGUCUCCCUCUCAUAGUCAACACCAGUUCAUUCCGUGCAUGUCUUCAUCCCUCAGAGCUUCCCUUCCAUAUGUGCACUUUACGAGUGUGUGUACAUUUACGUGCGUUUUUUUUUGUGUGUGUUUGAAAUUCUGCCCAUGCCUUUGUACUUCGGUGUGAGAAUGUGAACAAUGACCAGUAUCUGUGUGUACACGUUGCCUUGACUCGACAUUGUGUUUUUUGUUGUUUUUUUUGCCAUCACAAACUGAAUCACUGUGGCUGAGAGAGGGCGCUGGAAUGUGCUCGAUCCUUCUGUAAAAGAUGUGAGAGAGAGUGCGUGCAUAUAUACAUAUAUAUAUAUAUAUGUUGGGGGUUUGCUGCGAGACUGACUGUGUGUGAGAUGAUGGGUAAAUUUAGCUUUGCUGACAGCCUAUGAUGGGGGUGGGGGAAGACAGAGGAUGGAAGACAUGGAGGUCAUAGGUUUGGGUGGCAGAGAGAUCCCUGAACUCAUGGCAGAGAUAUUGGGAUUGUCAAUUUAAAAACACUAUAUAUAUAUAUAUAUAUAUGUAUAUAUAUGUAUAUAUAUAUAUAUACAUAUAAUAUAUUAAUUGUUAUUGAACAAAAUAGUUUGUAUUCUCAGAUGUAGUAAUGUUUAAUAAGCACUGACAUUCCUGACACGGUGUAUUGGCCCUAUUCAGACAAUACACACACACUUCUAAGUGGAUAAAACAAUAACUGAUCAUUUGAAAAACUCUCCAACAGCAUUUAUCAUUGUGGAUUCAAAUCCAAAAGCCCCACGUAUUGUCCACCGAUUAGAAAAUCACUUCACUGGUAUCUGUCUCAGUUGUAAUAGGUUGAAGAUUACCUACAGGAUUAGCAUAAGACAAUGUCCAGUUUUUGCUCUGUAAAUCACUCCAGUGUUCAUUUCCUUCUUCCUGCCAGUAACCUCAUCCCUCUUAUUCCGUCACCCAUCUGCUGCCCCCUGCCUGCUGCCCUGUGCACCGUCACCUCUCCUACCGAGUGCACUGUCCUCCUCUUCACCAUCUAAUAUCUGACCAAAAAAAAAAAUCUUCAGAAACGGAAUAAAUAAAAGUGUUCUUUGUUGAUAAGGAA
Messenger RNA from Acanthochromis polyacanthus (spiny chromis), 4041 nucleotides. RefSeq names its product post-GPI attachment to proteins phospholipase 3 (gene pgap3). Lineage: Eukaryota; Metazoa; Chordata; Actinopteri; Pomacentridae. Gene Ontology annotation, molecular function: hydrolase activity, acting on ester bonds. The coding region runs from base 573 to 1643 and encodes 356 amino acids. The transcript is spliced from 8 exons. Gene Ontology annotation, biological process: GPI anchor biosynthetic process. Gene Ontology annotation, cellular component: endoplasmic reticulum membrane. The record is from RefSeq and is a predicted model, not a curated record.